GACUCAUCGCUAAAUCCAAGUGUCUGGGGUUCGCUGUUACUGUCAAAUUGGCAAGAAGAAGAGGCAUAACAAAAGUAUUUUUGCAUUCUGCAAGUGGAAUAUUCCUACGCCCUAAUUGAUCGAACAAAUCUAAAGACGACGAAUAAUGCAGACGACCAACCGGAUACAUGGUUGAAUCAGACCAAUCCACAAUCACCAAGGAGUCAACCAGAGCACCGGAUAAAUCGCAUGGGAUAAAAACACGACCUUAGCAGAGGGAUCGACCAUGGAUCCGCAGAAGAUCACAGAGCUGGCCAACCUGCUCCGGCAGAACGGCGACAAAAUAUUGAGCUCCGAGUUUACCUUGACGUUAUCAGGUUCCCUGCUGCGGGCGCUGAACGACUCCUUCACCCUGAUUGCGGACACUGAAAUCGGAACUGGCGCGGGUUACCUCCAGCCGCAGUCUUUUCAGGUGGUCAAGCCCAUCAACGCCAAGUCCAGCGUCUUCCCCGACCUCCAGCUGGUCCAUGACUUUGUGCAGAAGACGACACUUUUGAAGCUGACCUACUUUCCCAGCGAACACUAUUUCGAGGGCGCCAUCGACAUAGCGAAGUUUCGAGCACUGCGCCGCCUCGAGGUAAACAAAAUCAACAUCUGUCAGGUUGUGGGCAUCCAACCGCUGCGCGGCCAGCUGCAACAUUUGAUCUGCGUAAAAAGCCUUACCAGCGUGGACGACAUUAUCACGCGCUGCGGCGGCGACAACUCGAAUGGCUUUGUGUGGAACGAGCUAAAGACGGCCGAUUUCAGCUACAACAGCCUGCGCAGUGUAGACACCGCCCUGGAGUUCGCACAGCACCUGCAACACCUAAACCUUCGGCAUAAUAAGCUCACCAGCGUGGCCGCCAUCAAAUGGCUGCCGCAUCUUAAGACCCUGGACCUGAGCUACAACUGCCUUACGCACCUUCCACAGUUUCACAUGGAGGCCUGCAAGCGGCUACAACUAUUGAACAUCAGCAACAACUACGUAGAGGAGCUUUUGGACGUGGCAAAGCUGGACGCUCUGUACAACUUGGAUCUGUCCGACAACUGCCUGUUGGAGCACUCGCAGUUGCUGCCACUGAGUGCACUGAUGAGCCUAAUUGUACUAAAUCUGCAAGGAAAUCCGCUUGCUUGCAAUCACAAACAUCGCCAGGCGACAGCACAGUAUCUGCACAAGAACACCGCAACUGUGAAGUUUGUCUUGGACUUUGAGCCACUAACUAAGGCGGAGAAGGCGCUGACGGGCAGCCAAAAGUGGCGCUACAUAGGCGGUCUUAACUACCGCUCGCCCAGGAGUACCUCGAUGUCCAUCAACAGCUCUAGUGCUUCCAUAAACACCAGCGACGGCUCCCAGUUUUCCAGCUUCGGCUCGCAGCGUUCGGUUUCUAUAAGAGGAAAUAACUACACUUUGGAAGACAACCAAUCGAUGGACACCUCGCAAUCUAGCAAACGGAUAAGUUCGUGUAAGAUCAGGACAGUGGACAUAGAAGAGAGCAGUGAGAUCGAUACAGACGCAGCAUCCGUUUCCACGCCAAAUCCUCGAUCCGAAUAUGAAGAGGAACCGGAUAAUUCGCACCUGGAGACCAAGAAAAAAAUCGAGACACUACGUCUUACUUAUGGCAAUGAAUGGUUGAAGUCCGGCAACGCUGAGCUGAUGCUGGGAAUCGAAACGCCGCAGCCAACUGAACGGGAGCGCAAUGAGUCUCGCCAGCUUUUCAAUGAGUACCUAGGCGAACUAUCUGCAUCCACAGAAGCAAAAAAUGACUCUGAGCACCACAACAUUAGCUCCACACCCACGAACAACGUUUUGUUAGCUUCCACCUUCGACACCACCAUUACUCCUAUUAAAUCGGAAGCGAACGACACAAGUGGGCAGACUCUGUACGAAACCUGCACUGAGGGCGAAGAGACAAACUACGAGAGUCUAGACAACAACACUAUGGAGCUGUCGACAGAAGAACGACCGCCUGACAGGCACGAAGAAUUGUUGAGACUUUAUGCAAGUAGCUCUAAUGCUCAGGAUGAGGAUCCGGUAUCCGAUGCUGAGUCUGAUGAGGAGACCUACAUAGUCUACCAUGAACAGAAACCGAGCGAAGCUCUGUUUCUUACCAUAUCAUCGAAUUUUAUACGCGAAAAAGACACGUUAACUGAAAGGACGAAAGCCAAAUGGAGUCUAAAAAUCCUCGAGUCAUGCGAGCGUGUUAGGUCCAACACCUUGCGCAUCAAUUUCGACACGAUGCGGAAGGAUAAACAGGAGCGUAUCUAUUGCGUGGAAAAUACGCUAUGCCAGGAACUGGAAAGGAAACUGCGAGACAUUCUAUCGCAGCGUGAUCUAACCGAAAUGAACAUAUCCAUCUAUCGCUGUGUGAAUUGCCUAACGCAGUUUACUAUUGAGCAAAAAAGCAAGCGAUAUAAAACAAAGGAAUUGCGAUGUCCGGAUUGUCGCAGUGUCUAUGUGGCUGAAGUAACCGAAUUAUCCUCAUCUUUGUCCAAACCUUCUGGUGAAGUGGUGGUAGAGCCCAAACUUUCACCCGCCAUGAUUGUGGAGGAAUCCCCAGUGGAGGAACUCGCUGCGGCGACAAAUAAGGAAGAAAGCAACAGCAUUGUGGCCAACUGCAGGCUAACAACUGCAAAAAACACACCCAAGCUUAGGAGUUUGACGCAAGCCACCAAAAGUUCCGCCAAUUCGCUAAAUGGGAGCAGCUCUUGCUCAAAAAUUACCAACUCACAGAGCUCUUUCGACUCGAAUCAAUCCGUAGUGGGCAGCUCGAACACGGAUCGGGAUCUGGAGUUUCGGGCCAACGAAAGUGAUGUGGACAUCAUCUCCAAUCCGAGCCAGUCCAGCAUAGAGGUACUAGAUCCGAACUACGUGCAGAGCGCCAGUCGCAAGACCUCAGAAGAGCGCCGCAUAUCUCAGCUACCUCAUCUGGAGACGAUACACGAUGAAAUCGCGAAAUCAAAGAGCUUCAUCGAACGCGAGUUUGGUCAGCUUCUGGCGGAGCAGGCUCAGCCUACGACACCUUCGGCUGCAGCUCCCUUGGCUCCUGCAAAAUCGGCUGUCCCAUCCCAUGUACCGCUGACAGAGAGCAGCUCGUCGGGAUCUGUAACGGACAGCAUAUGUACCACCUACGAGCAGCAGGCCACUGAUGCGCCACAAAAUCUACAAACUUCCCUGCUCACCGAGUCGUCAAACAGCCAAGUUAGUGGUUCGGAUGCGGAAUCUAAUAGCCGUUUGAAAACCGCUGAGGAUGCCAGCCUGCUGCCUUUCGCAUCUGUAUUUCAAUCAACCAAUCUGCUCAUGUCCAGCUCAAAGAAGUUGAUCGAGUCGGAGGCAACUGUUUUUGGUACCCAGCCGUACAAGUUUAACUACAGCGACUUUAAUGAUAUCGACCACCGGCUGAAGCUCUACUUCUACCAACGAAAGUUUAAAGAGGAUGGCGAGCAUUUCAAGUGGUUGGCCAAAGGUCGCAUCUACAAUGAGCAGACGCAAUCCUUGGGAGAAGGGCUUGUGGUAAUGUCCAACUGCAAGUGCUAUCUAAUGGAGGCGUUUGCAGAACCUCACGACGAUGUAGCCAAAUGGCUGCGGCAGGUCAUCAGCGUGGCAGUCAAUCGUUUGGUGGCCAUUGAUCUGAUGCCCUGGAAACUUGGAUUGUCCUUCACCUUAAAGGAUUGGGGAGGAUUUGUGCUGCUCUUGCAUGACAUGCUAAGGACGGAAAGUUUACUGAAUUAUUUACAACAAAUUCCUCUGCCUGAGCAGUGCAAGCUGAAUCAUCAGCCCUCAGCACUACUUGGCCAUCAGUUGGAAACUAUUGCGGCCGAACCAGUCAAGAUGUGCUCCCUGAUUCCCAGCUGCCAAUGUAUCUGUGACCAGGAGAAGAGCUCCUUUGAACCCUCCCUGCUCCUAAUCACGGACUCACAUUUGUACAUCUCAGGAAAUAGCAACUUCACGUGGCUGUCACACAAAAUUCAGGAAAAGUCCAUUCAACCAGAACUUAGCCUUAAUCAGCCACUGAGCAAUUUGGUGGACGUGGAGCGCAUUACAGACCAAAAGUAUGCGAUCAACUUCAUUGAUGAGACGCAAAACAGGUGCGAGAUAUGGCAGUUGCACUUCGAAACGCAUGCCAAUGCCGCAUGUUGCCUGAAUGUCAUCGGAAAAGGAUGGGAGCAGCUAUUUGGAGUGCCAUUCAGUCUCUCUGGAACGUGAGGAGCGGAUUUCCCUAGAAAAUUGAAUACAGCCUGUUCCAAUUAUUGUGCAAAGUUUAGAAUUGUUGAUCUUAAUUGACUAUGUUAUUUAAUGUCAGAUUAGUUUUAUUAACUUAGGCUAGAGCUUUCAAUCAAUAAGAAAUGGUGCUGUACCACGAUUUAAAUGUAAAUAUUUAUAAAUAUAGAGGUUAUUAUUUUUUGAA
Molecule: messenger RNA, 4424 nt
Organism: Drosophila simulans
Lineage: Eukaryota; Metazoa; Arthropoda; Insecta; Diptera; Drosophilidae
Product: serine/threonine-protein kinase 11-interacting protein
Exons: 10
Coding region: 266-4222 (1318 amino acids)
Cellular component (GO): cytoplasm
Molecular function (GO): protein binding
Source: RefSeq, a predicted model, not a curated record